AUGGUCGGAGUUAAGGGCAUCGUACAGCAUCUCAGCUCGCAACAGUUCAUCGUUCUGCGACGACAUGACGUCAACAGCAGCAACUACAGCGACUUCAACAACUACACAACCUAUUGUAACCAUUUUUACGAGGUCUUUGAUGGUUACAAUAAAACUCCCGCUUCACCUUUGUUUGAAAGUAUUGUCGGGAAUCAAGUCAUUAACACGGGCAGGGCCGCCGUUCAAUGUCAGCAAGUUUCAACAAAUUCACCAGUGCCAGUUCUAGAACUUUCCACCUUACCACCAGAUAUAGCAACAGCAGUCACCGCGUCAUAUUUCGCAAAGAUAUCUUUCUCAACGACCUGUGAAAUUGGCAACGAUUUCUGCGGGGGCAAAGGCAAAACGAAACGAAACACGCUUCAAUAUCAAUAG
This is a messenger RNA of Helobdella robusta, 411 nucleotides long. RefSeq lists its product as hypothetical. Lineage: Eukaryota; Metazoa; Annelida; Clitellata; Rhynchobdellida; Glossiphoniidae. The transcript has 2 exons. The coding region runs from base 1 to 411 and encodes 136 amino acids. The record is from RefSeq and is a predicted model, not a curated record.